CAUUUUCUCUCUCUAUCUCUAUAAAUAGAAAUGCUUCUGAGCACUCUGAUAUCUCAAUGCUCACUCUCUGCCCUCUAAUCUCUACUGCUUCAUAUCUAAUUUAGUUAUAAACUACCAAUCAAUUGUUUCUUCUUUUCUCUCUAAGUGAUUAUUGAAGAAAGGGAUAGUGUUAGCCAUGGAUUUGGAUUUGUCACCAAAGUUCCCACAAAAGACAUUAUUUGAAGGAGAAGGUGGAUCAUACAAGGCUUGGUCAAGUUCUGAAUUAGCUGUGGCAAAGGUUGGAGGAGGAAUGCUUCUUCUCCAGCCCCGUGGUUUUGCUUUUCCCCACUAUACAGAUUCCUCCAAAAUUGGUUAUGUUCUUGAAGGUACAGAAGGAAUAGUGGGAGUGGUGCUUCCUAAUUCUGCAAAAGAGGUAGUAUUAAAGCUUAAGAAAGGAGAUAUCAUACCUGUGCCUCUGGGAACUCUCUCAUGGUGGUAUAAUAAUGGAGAUUCAAAAUUUGUUGUGGUUUUCUUGGGAGAAACUUCCAAGUCUUAUAUUCCUGGAGAAUUCACCUACUUCUUGUUAUCUGGAGGCAUAGGCGUUGGCAUACUACUAACAAUGGCAGGAUUCUCAUCUGAAUUUACCAGUCGAGCCUACAAUCUCAAGAAUCAAGAAGAAGCAAACAAACUCGCUAAAAGCCAAACUGGCGUGUUGAUUAUCAAGAUAGAGGAAGGAAUAAUCAUGCCCCAACCUCAUAACGACUUUCGGGACAAAAUGGUGUAUAACAUCGACGCAGCAUCAGCUGACGUUGAUGUCCAAAAGGGUGGUGUUUUUAAGACACUAACAUCAUCAAAAUUGCCCCUUCUUGAGCAAGCAGGAUUAAGUGUCAGCUAUGUGAAAUUAGAUGCCAGUGCCAUGUACUCACCCACUUACACUGCCAAUGGAGCAAGUCGACUUGUUUAUAUUGUUAAAGGGAAUGGACAAGUACAAAUUGUGGGUAUCAAUGGUAAGCGAGUCUUGGACACCAACAUAAAAGCUGGCCAAAUGUUUCUGGUGCCAAAAUUCUUUGCUGUUGCUGUAGUUGCUGGCAGUGAAGGGAUGGAGUUAGUCUCCACCUUAACUUCUACGUGGCCUUUUGUUGAGGAGCUUGCGACUAAGAAUUCAGUGUGGAAUGCCCUUUCUCCUAUAGUUUCACAAGUUUCUCUUAACGUGACACCAGAUUUUGAAGAACUCUUCAAGUCCAAUAUUACGAAGAACUCCAUUAUUAUUCUUUCAACAAAUUAGAUAUAGAGUAGCUUGAAGCUACCUUAAAAAAGCUAACUCGAAAGAAAAGAUAUAGAUUGAAGUGCAUAAAUUGAUAUAUCAACUACGCAUAUUUAUUAAGUAAUUAUUUUGUGCUUCUAAAAUAUAUGCUCCUUUCAUAUAAAAUAAUUGAUCUCAACUCCUAUAAACAUAGAAAAAAUAAAAAUUUAAGUAAAAGGAAAUACUAUUUUUCA
Molecule: messenger RNA, 1476 nt
Organism: Hevea brasiliensis (rubber tree)
Lineage: Eukaryota; Viridiplantae; Streptophyta; Magnoliopsida; Malpighiales; Euphorbiaceae
Product: cocosin 1-like
Exons: 5
Coding region: 176-1264 (362 amino acids)
Molecular function (GO): nutrient reservoir activity
Source: RefSeq, a predicted model, not a curated record